AUGCAAAAACUGACGGAGCGCAUAGACGACCUGAAGCAAAGAAUAGCUGCUUGGGGAAAGCGGAUUCGGCGAUAUACCGAGAGGUCGACACGAUUCAACCAGAAUCGUCUCUUCCAGAGUGAUCAGAAGAGGCUCUAUAAAUCAUUGGAGCGACCAAUAGUAAGUGGAACAGGCCCUGCACCAAAUCAGGCCGACACGGUCGCAUUCUGGCGCAGCCUGUGGUCAGAGCCCGUAUACCACAACGAGGGCCCUUGGACGGAAGCUGUGGCGAGUCAGUGUGCGGGUAUUACGCCCAUGAACCCCGUCAUCAUAACGCCGGAUGACGUAGCUGAGGCGGUCCGUAGGGCCCCGAACUGGAAAAGUCCGGGGCUUGACGGGUUGCAUCACUACUGGCUGAAGGGGUUCAUGGUGUGUCACGCUGUGCUCGCCCGACAGUUUAAAGAGGCUCUCAACCAGAAGUCGCUCCCAAGCCUCUUCACUACUGGGAUCACUCAUUUGGUUCCUAAAGAUCAGGGUGCCACAGACCCGAGCAAAUACCGCCCCAUCACGUUGACGUUAGAUAGGAUUUUCGAGGCGUUGCAGGCCGAAGAAGACCCAGGUGAUAAAAUUUUGUUUCCUCUUGACGACGGUGAGUUAAGUGUUGAAGAUAGUGUUGAUGAAAACGAAGAUAAUGUCGUUCAUCUUCCUAGUCGCAUGCUUCGAUCUCAAGUUAAGGCACAGAAUCGCCCUUCCGUUUCCAGAGAAAAUCUUGACGAGAAAGAAGAAGAAGAAUCCAUGCCUACUCGAAAGAACGAAGAAAAAAGAAAAUAUGGUAAAAAAUGGCACGAUUAUGUAACCACUGGUUCUUUUACGACUAGUGGUAAAGGAGAACGCGGUGAAGAGGUUUUUGCUCACUCACAGGAGGAAAUGACUCCCGUCCAAAGUUUUGAGUUGCUUUAUAGUGACGAACUGAUUAGUAUAUAG
Parnassius apollo (apollo) is the source of this 963-nucleotide messenger RNA. The record is from the annotation of a GenBank genome assembly. NCBI's taxonomy places the organism in Eukaryota, Metazoa, Arthropoda, Insecta, Lepidoptera, Papilionidae.